UUUUUAUUGUGAUUUGAUAGUAACCGAUGUCGAUUUUUAUGUGAGGAUUUACGUGGUACUGUUUCAUUGUCAUAACUUAUUUAUAUAUCAUGCUCAAAUUGGUGGAUGUUGUUAUUGUUGUAGGGUUCUUUUUUGAGACAUUCAGAUAUAAUCAAUUGUAUUCGUAUAAAAGGAUGGAGCCAUUCCGUUGCUUGCUACAAACUUAUCUCUCUUCAAUAUCAUAGAGCUAAUCACCUCUUCCCUUUCCUUUAAAUAACCCCAUUACACUCCUUCUUAUAAUUUACAAUUAUGCUUGACCUUAACGAAUUAUCUAAAUACUUCACUAAAUCCCAACAACAAGAUAUGAUUGACAUGGAUAUCAGUUGUAUGCAGAAUCCUCCUGGACGAAUUAGACGCGCCAGAGUGAGAAAAGUUAAACCAGACCAUAUUCCUCGCCCAGUCAACAGCUUCAUGUCUUACCGCACUGAAAAGCAAUCUAUCAUUCGUAAGUUCUGUCCAACUGCCAAUCAUCGUGAUAUCUCAAGAAUGGUUGCCAAAUGGUGGCACAAUGUCGGAAGUCACGAGAAGGACAUCUUUGUCGAAAAAGCUAAAGCUGCCAAAGAUGCUCACAACGAACAGUAAGCCUUUUUAUAGUGCACCUUAUUG
Molecule: messenger RNA, 645 nt
Organism: Mucor mucedo
Lineage: Eukaryota; Fungi; Mucoromycota; Mucoromycetes; Mucorales; Mucoraceae
Exons: 1
Coding region: 289-621 (110 amino acids)
Biological process (GO): regulation of transcription by RNA polymerase II
Cellular component (GO): nucleus
Molecular function (GO): RNA polymerase II cis-regulatory region sequence-specific DNA binding; DNA-binding transcription factor activity, RNA polymerase II-specific
Source: RefSeq, a predicted model, not a curated record